Molecule: messenger RNA, 1253 nt
Organism: Solanum pennellii
Lineage: Eukaryota; Viridiplantae; Streptophyta; Magnoliopsida; Solanales; Solanaceae
Product: abscisic acid receptor PYL2-like
Exons: 2
Coding region: 447-1013 (188 amino acids)
Biological process (GO): abscisic acid-activated signaling pathway
Cellular component (GO): cytoplasm; nucleus
Molecular function (GO): abscisic acid binding; protein phosphatase inhibitor activity; signaling receptor activity
Source: RefSeq, a predicted model, not a curated record
CAAUUUUUUUAAAUAUUAUUUAUAUGACAGUAACAACAAAUAUAGUAAUUGUUUGCAUGUUAUAUGCUUCCUAAAUCUAGCUUUAUCUUGGUCAAUUCAUACUAAUACUAUACUACAUAUCUUGUUCAUUUGUUUUUAAUCCUUUAUUUUGGAAAAAGACAAUAUCUCACUUCUAAAUUUCUGACAUGUUGGUUAUAAUAUGGCAAAGGAAGGGCAUAUUUGUCAAAAAAAUUCCAAAUAAUAAUAAUUAAAAAAAAAAUUGAAAAGCUAAAUAAAUUAAACAAACCAAGCCCCAUAUCCUCCAUUACUAGUACUUUUUUUUUCUCUGUCUAUUUCCAAGACAAAUGAAAGAAAGCUGACUUCUCUAAUUUGUUAUAUUAGUAUUACUUAUUAUUCUUCAAAUUGAAACCAAACUAGAAAGUAUACAAUAUUUUCUUAUCAAAAUCAUGGCUCGUACUAAUUGUCAAGUUCCUCAUGGACUUAAACAAGAAGAAUUCAUUGAAUUAGAGCCAUUGAUUCGAAACUACCAUACCUUUGAGGAUUUGUCAAACACUUGCACUUCACUCAUAACACAGCGGAUCGAAGCACCAGCAAACGUCGUAUGGCCGUUCGUCCGGCGCUUCGAUAAUCCCCAGAAAUACAAGCAUUUCAUCAAGAGCUGCAAGAUGACAGGUGAUGGUGGAGUGGGAAGCAUAAGAGAAGUAUCAGUUGUGUCUGGAAUCCCUGCAUCGACAAGCACAGAGCGACUAGAGAUACUAGACGAUGAGAAGCAUAUUCUGAGUUUUAAGGUGGUAGGAGGGGAGCAUAGGCUAAAUAACUAUAAAUCGGUUACAUCGGUGAAUGAAUUUGAGAAAAAUGGAAAAGCUUAUACUAUAGUAUUGGAGUCAUAUAUUGUGGAUAUACCGCAAGGGAAUACUGGAGAAGACACCAAAAUGUUUACUGAUACAGUCGUCAAAUUGAACUUGCAGAAGCUUGGCGUAGUCGCAAUGGCGGCUAUGCAUGGCCAUGAAUGAGCAUACAUGUCUCCUGCUCCUGAUUCAUGGUGAUAUGUAUCGUCCCGUUUCUUUAUUAUAUUUAUUUUUAAAAUAAUAAUAAUAAUAUAUAUAUAAAAAUAAAAAGAAGGGAAAAUCUCUUUUAAAUUUAUAACUAGUGGAGUAUUUCUUAGUAGUUAGGUUCGUUUUCUUUGCAACUUGGAGAUUAAGUUAGUUUGUAGUAUAUAUUUUUUUUUUAUAGUUUCAAUUUGGUGGUUGUUA